Molecule: messenger RNA, 2862 nt
Organism: Dreissena polymorpha
Lineage: Eukaryota; Metazoa; Mollusca; Bivalvia; Myida; Dreissenidae
Product: zinc finger protein 596-like
Exons: 8
Coding region: 1345-2628 (427 amino acids)
Biological process (GO): protein polyubiquitination; regulation of transcription by RNA polymerase II; proteasome-mediated ubiquitin-dependent protein catabolic process
Cellular component (GO): nucleus
Molecular function (GO): DNA-binding transcription factor activity, RNA polymerase II-specific; RNA polymerase II cis-regulatory region sequence-specific DNA binding; zinc ion binding
Source: RefSeq, a predicted model, not a curated record
UGACUGCAAAUUGCAGUAUGAACCUGACCAACUUUGAUGUUGUAUGAUAACAUGCAACUCAUAUGAUUUGAUAAUGUGCCUUAUACUGUUACUGUCACGUGAGGUCAAGUACUGAUAGCUCAAAUGUUUAUCUGUUAACGGUACAGACCAAAGUAUUAUAUUAGUUGAUUUAAGCCACAAGCGGGAGAGGUGUACUUUAAUGAGUAUAGAUUUCUAAAGAAUAUUUAUAGUAAAGUGAACAAUAUGGCUACGUUUUCUCGGUCAACUCUGGGUAAAGGCUCUGAUUCAUUUACAGACUUUUGUUGUUCACCGUGUCUAGAGCACAAAGUUGACCAGUGGGCCGAGUUUUACUGUGAUAACUGUCUAAAAUUUUAUUGUGCAAAAUGUAUAAACCUGCAUGGUCAGUGGUUUGGAACACAUGUGACAUAUGGAAGGCGAGACACAAGUAAAUGGCCAGUGUCCAAGGAAGUGGAGGAUUUCAUUCAGAAAUGUGACCUUCAUGAAGACAAACGGCUAGAGAUGUUUUGUAAUGACCACAGUCAGCUGUGCUGUACUAAUUGUGCUUUCGUCAAUCACAGACAAUGUGCUAAAGUAGCACUUAUAUCUGAGUCAGUACAAGGACCUUUGCCAGACUUGCAACAACUAUCAAGAAAUAUUCAAACUGUUCUUGAAGAUCUGGAGAAACUUCAGAAUUAUUGGGAUACGAAUAUGCAGUCUUUGCAGGUUUCAUACAGCAAACAAUUAAAUGAAAUACGGGACACACGCCAGAAAAUAAAUACAAUUUUAGACAACAUUGAACAAAAUACCAUAAAAGAGCUAGAAGAUAAGAUGACAAGUCUGAAAGCUUCGAUCAAGACUAAUGUGGACGAUUGCAGCAAGCUUAAAAAUGAACUGAAACGACUCAGUGACACAAUUCAUGACAUUGUUGAUAAGGGAAAAGCAGAACUCUCGUUUAUGGCAAGUUAGAAAUGUCUGGAAAAAAUUAAUCAGUCUGAAACUUAUCUGACAGAGAGCUUAGUUCAGGUAGAAAGUUCACUGACAUUCCAGGCUGACAGUGAAGUUCAACAGCAAUUGUCUAAAUUGUUAGGUCUGGGCAGGAUUGUGGUAUGUACUCAGGCUGUGCCUCUGCCUGUUGCCUCAAACAAGGUAUUGGCUGUGCAAGGACAGUUUAAGUAUAAUGUGAACAUACCAAGUGAUGCAGAGAAGAGAUUUGUUAUAAUAGCCAUCUGUUGUCUCUUAAAUGAUCAGAUUAUUGUUGCAGAUCAUUAUAAUAAAAGAGUAAAGCUACUUGAUCAUCAAUACCAGGUUGUGGGACAUUGUGAUUUUACUGCGUAUCCAUGGGACAUGUGUCGAAUCACCUCAAGUGAAGUAGCUGUUACUGUAAAUGUAUUUCAGACACAUGAGGUUCAGUUUGUCUCGGUGAAUGAUGGGCAGCUGGUUAAAGGCAGGAAGUUACAGUUUCAACAUAACUGUAAUGGUAUUGCUCAUAAUCUGCAAGACCUGUAUCUGACUUCUAGUACUGCACUUUACAAGUAUUCAAUGAGUGGAGACCUGCUAAGAAAGCUGUAUGAGGAUAAAUCAGGUGGUAGCACAGUAAAUAAGUGUGCAGUGAGUUCGUCAGGUGACAAGAUAUUAGUUACCAACCUUUCCCACAGCAAGGUUCUCACCCUGGACAGAGAUGGCACAGUUCUCCACACCUUUACCGACCGAGACCUGGAAUCCCCAGAAGGUAUACAUAUGACUGCCCUUGGACAGGUGCUGGUCUGUGGAGGGUCAUCCAACACUGUCCUACAGCUUGAUGGUGAAGGCAAGAAGAAGCUGGCAACUCUUGCUACCGGGAGUGAAGUACUUGAUCAACCAAUGUCAGUCUGCUACAACAGGAACACAGCAUCCAUCAUUGUGGCGCAGCCACCAGUGUUACAUCUGUCAAGCCAAGUCACGCAGAUCACAGAGCUGUACCGACACCGUGUUACCCUCAAUGAGGCCGCAAGCUCCAUGUUAAAAUGUAACACGUGCAAUUUGACCUUCAGAGAGCCGCUUGACCUUGAGAAACAUCGGCAGCUGCAUCUCGACCGCAGGGUAUACAAAUGCUGUAUCUGCCAAUACACGUUUUCUGACCUCUACAAUUUCCGGUGUCAUCUGAGAAUACACGACAAGAUUGCCACCUACACCUGUGAUAUGUGUCCCUUUAUGGUGUUUGGAGAGAGGAAGCAGUAUAUCAGCCACCUAGAGGACCAUGAGCUUGCCAAGGACUCGUACAUACCUGGACAUACCCUACGUCUCCCAUGCUUUGUAUGCAAAAAGGAUUUCCCUGACAGGGCUUCGCUGCGCAAACACCAGAACUACUACCACUCAGAGAAGUGCUUCAAGUGCGCGCUGUGCGGGAAAGCCUUCGUCGAGCGGGCAAAGCUACAGCGCCAUCAAAUAACGCAUACAGGCAAGAAAGAGUUCCAGUGUACGUACUGCGAUAAGUCAUUCGGGCUGAAGCACAAUCUCCUGGCGCAUAUGAACAUUCACACAAAGUACAAGCCUUGGGAAUGCAGUAUCUGUAGGCGGAAGUUUGGACAGAAAGUUUGCCUGAACCGGCAUUUAAAAGUGCAUGAGGGGUUCUCGGUGGAAUAUUUGUAAACUGGUUGAGGAAAAAGCGAGUUACAUUGAUUACUUAAUACAGUGAAAAUAAUUCAUAAAUAUCAUUGGGACGUGAUCCUUUUCAACGGACCCUGUUUAGAUAAAGAAAACUGUCAAUAGAAGUUAAGUGAUUUUGGAUUUAAGAUUUACGCCUUGACUGGGUUUUUGUUAAGAAGGGACUUCCUUUAAACAAAUAAUACCAUAAAGCGGAGUGUUGUCCCUAGUUAGCCAGUG